Molecule: messenger RNA, 1696 nt
Organism: Triticum dicoccoides
Lineage: Eukaryota; Viridiplantae; Streptophyta; Magnoliopsida; Poales; Poaceae
Product: rhodanese-like domain-containing protein 8, chloroplastic
Exons: 9
Coding region: 16-1308 (430 amino acids)
Source: RefSeq, a predicted model, not a curated record
GGAUAGGGAGUGGGCAUGGCGGCCGCCGUCCACCUCCACCUCCACCUCCACCACCAUUACCUCCUCCGUCCAUGUCCGCCGCCUCGGCGAGCCUGCUUCUUCUCCUCGCCGUGGCGCUCUCUCCCGCUCCCGCCCGCCCGCCUCCGCUCCUCCUUCCCCGCCCCCACCUCCCACUUGGCCGUCGCCGGCACAGAUGAGCGGGAUGCGGAGGAGAAGGAGGAGUUCGUGGUCGUUACCUUCUACAAGCUGGCUCCCGUGGAGGACCCCCGCGCCGAGGUGGCCGCGCACCUCCACUUCCUCCAGGGACGAGACAUACACGGUCGCAUCUACAUGAACGAGCAGGGGAUCAACGCUCAGUACAGUGGUCCGCGCAAAGAUGCAAUGGCGUACGCGGACUGGCUCAGGACAGACCCUCGCUUCUCUGAUAUACUCGUCCAAGUUUCGCCAGCGUUAACCGGGCAUGCUUUUCCUCGCCUCAAACUGCGCUACAAACAAUCACUUGUUCAGUUGGAAGGAGGGAGUUGUCAUCUUCCUUUGGUGGAACCUAGCAUGCGCGCUUCACCACUGACCCCAUCCGAGUGGAGGGAGAAACUUGAAGCUAGGAAACGCCUUGAAACCGAAGCAGCUGGAGAUACCUCUGAACGAAAGCUUUUGCUCCUUGAUGUUAGGAACGACUAUGAAUGGGACAUUGGGCAUUUUGAAGGAGCCAAGAGGCCUAACGUGGACUGCUUCAGAAGCACUUCAUUUGGGCUGUCAGAGCAGGAGAUUGAUUCGACGGACCCUCUGCAUGGGGUAGACAAAGAGAAGACAGACAUAUUAAUGUACUGCACAGGUGGCAUAAGAUGUGACGUAUACUCAACGAUUUUGAGGGAGAAGGGUUUCGGGAACCUGUACACUCUCAAGGGAGGCGUGUCCAACUACCUGAAGAUGGAAGGGAGCGCGGAGUGGGUUGGUAACCUGUUUGUGUUUGACGACCGGCUGUCCCUGCCACCGGCCAAGUUUGCAGAGGCAGAAGGCGCAGGAGAAGAAGGUGGUGGCGACAAGGGGGAGGUGUGGUCGUCGCGAUGGCUGGGGCGGUGCUACGUGUGCGGGUCGGAGGUGGAGGAGCUGCGGCACCGCAACUGCGCCAGCAUCGACUGCAACCGGCUCUACCUGUGCUGUGGUGGGUGCUUGGAGGAGCUGAGGGGCUGCUGCUGUAGGGAGUGCAGGGGCGCGCCACGGCUGCGGCCGCUGCUGCCGGGGCACCAGAGAUACGACAAGUGGCAUCUGUACCGCGACGGACGACCAUCUCAAGCUGAGCUGAGCUGAGCUGAGGAUCGUGCUACGAGGAACAUACUUCUUAGAGGUCGCUACCGCCAUGGUCUAUAUGCGCUUGACGCCCCCACCGACGUUCCCGCUCCUGCUGCUGCGUUCCAAGUCUUCAGUGGCGUCUGUGUGUCUCCAUCACUAUGGCACUCUCGUCUUGGUCACCCAGCAUCUCCCAUUGUUCGCCAUGUCCUCCAUCGUCAUGAGCUGCCGUCCGAGUCUAGUAAUAAAGAUGCCUCUGUCUGUGAUGCCUGCCAGCAGGGCAAGAGUCAUCAGUUACCUUUUUCUGUUUCUACACAUAUAGUCAAAACUCCUCUUGAGCUUGUGUUUUCAGAUGUAUGGGGUCCUGCCCAGCUGUCCGUUAGUGGGCACGAAUAUUAUGUCAGUUUCA